Molecule: messenger RNA, 3842 nt
Organism: Exophiala dermatitidis NIH/UT8656
Lineage: Eukaryota; Fungi; Ascomycota; Eurotiomycetes; Chaetothyriales; Herpotrichiellaceae
Exons: 2
Coding region: 140-3643 (1167 amino acids)
Source: RefSeq, a predicted model, not a curated record
GAGUGUCUUUCUUCUGCAAUUUCCUGCCUACGCUGCCAUCGAUUGUCAUCAACUCCUUUGGUUUCUCUUACUCCAGCUGUCUAUCAGCCGUUGUUCCAUUGUUCUCUAUCCCUACCGGCAUGGACAGCGCGAGUCCGCGAUGCCUCUCGAAGAGAUCCACCCCAAUGUGCAAAGGAUCGUAUCAUCUCUUGAAACAAAGGCGGACAAUGGCGCCCCUACAGCAUCUGCCACCUCUCUUCGUUCCAGCGCCGUUCAGAGCAUGUUGAGAACGACAACCGAGCUAGGUGACAGCGGGCCUUUUGCUAUACGGCCGUCCAGAAUACCUCGCGCUGGAUCUCGAGUCCAAUCAACACGGCGUCGGUCUGGCUCUUUCGACACCUCCUUCGCAUCUCAGCUUCGUCAUCAACGGUCUCCACGGGCACGACGCUCCCAUCGGCAUCAUGGCUUAAGGCCCGUUCCAUCUUCCUCCGGUCUCUCAGGUCGGGAGACUAUAUAUUCCACCACAGCUUCCCAGCACUCGGGCUUACGGCCAAGAAGAGCUGGACAUCGGCAUAGAUCGCACGGGCUUCAAGGUCUCGCAGGGCCGCCGCUCGCGCCCCGUGGCCUUUAUACCCAUAGGUCGUUAAUCACCUUACGAAGCCAGCGAGACUUUCAAAGCUUGCAUUCGAGCUCGCCAAUGGUGUAUUCAGGGCAUCCAAGGAGACCUCGUCAUCGAGCCUCCUCACCGGCCUUCAGUGAGGUACUACAGCCGUACAGGUACGCACACAGAAGAGGGUACCCCCGUGGAGGUAGCAUUGGGACCGUGGCCUCCUCCCCGGUAUCUCUGUUUCCGAUGCGACCCGGGUUGCCAGGCUAUCGUCCCGAGCUGAAUAACUCCUUUUCUUCCUUUGUUCGCAUGCCCUCACCAGCUGUGUCUUCGAGGAACAUAGCCGGGGUCUCAUCGUACCCGCCUUACAGGACAACCACGCCCAUGUCCAGCUCGCUGCACAACGCCCGUGGGACUUGGAACAACAGCGCAGGGUCAUUCAGAGGGUUGCCAAAGUCGCCGACUGAAUCCACCACGCCUCAUUACUACGAUUACUCCGAGUCCUUCUGGGAAGGAGACGGCAUCCAUCAGCCCGCCGAGCUCUCCGCGGUCAGUCUGGUCAUCAACGAAGACGUGACUGCACCAGAAAAUGAAGGCGUACCUGACCGUCGUCAAGCUCAAUCUCCUUUCGGCAUCAUGCAAGGCUCCACGUUUCAGCCAGCUGAACUUCCGACCCGUCACAAUCGUCGAUCGAGCGAACAAUCAAAGUACAGCUACGCGGGCGUGAUUCCGAGGCGUGUGUCCAGCUUGGCGGCCACAACAACUCCGGCGAGAAGUAACAGUGCCACGUCGAAGGCAAUUUACCCAGCAGUGCUUCCUUAUCAGGAAAAUCCAAGCAGGCCCUCGCGCGAGGACAAAGACAAUGCUCGCACUUCGACUGCUUCUCGCCGAACUUGUGGGUCAACUCACUCGAGUGCCUUUUUCCCCAACGCAAGUCGAAGCCCGCGCGACCUUACAUCCCUUGCUGCGAGAGUGCAUUCGCCGAGCUCCGACCGACGGCCUCAUGAUAGGUCCAUCUCACAGCUUCUGGAGUACGACUAUCAACAGGAGAGGAGCGGUGAAGACAGUGUAGGCGUCGAGGCUGGUCUGAUCCAUCCACAGUGGGAGCUACCAUCGUUCACGUUUAGGCCCCUCUCGCUGGUGUCAGGUGGUUCAGGACCUCGAGCUCGACCAAAAACAUCGGGAGAUGUUCCUCCAAAGGACACACUUGAAAUUCUCUCACCGAUGCCUCAGAGACCCAUGUCUUCGCAGAGCCAGAAGAGGUUCAGCCGCAUACUCGAGUUACAGGACAACUAUCCGGUAGACCACACUAUUCCGUUGUUCAAAGGCCAAACCCCUUCAAAGCUCAACCCUGUUGAAGAGCGACCGGACAUGCAGGCCCUGGCAGACAUGGCCGCAGGAUCUUCGGUAGAUGAUAGAUUGGCCAUUGAUGGCGGCCAUGGUGCUGUGCCGGAGGAGAAAGUCGUCGUCAACGCGGUGUGUUCGGAUGCUCAUUUCCGGGACAGUCACAACACCUUCCACGACAAAUCGACAGUUGAAUCUCUCCUUGACAGGCAUAUCGAAUGCCUGGGUCUGAAUGAUGACGGGCUCAGUCGCUUUGAGGGGCGGAGCGAUUCAGGACUGUCGGAUGUUGUGGACUACAGCAGCGCAGAAAGCACUGUAAAAAUCUCCACCAUUGUCAAGGAGUUGCAUUCAAAACCCAGACAGAGACCAGCAACGUCAAGCUCCUACCGGCACUCGAGUCUUGCUAGCACGGAGAGACGCAAGCUGAUGCCCCGGCGCCUGUUCGCCAGUAUGGAUUCGAGAAUGUCACCCCAGCCAAAUCGAGACAAUCCACGAGAGCUUUCCCGAGCAAACUUCUCGUCCGUUAGCAUGACUGAGUGUCAACUUUCUUCAGGCUGGCAGACGCUCCCUUCGGCCAGCGAGCUUCCGUCAAUUCGAACGAAAGUUUCAUUGACCUCGGGAGACAUGGCAGAUAUAGAUACAGACCCACCCACCGGCAGGUUCAAGAUCAGACGUGUUUCAGAACUAGCUGCCAGCACAUCGGAAUCUGGCAAGGCAAUUCCUGAUGCCGAAGAUUCGCAGCCGAGUCAGCCAUACUCCAUGCAUCGCAGGUCAAGGAGUGAUGUUAUGACCAUGCAGGCAUCCCAACAGAGACGACGUAUGCGCAUCAUGCUGAAAGCCAAGCGAAAAUCUACCAGCCUCGGCCAGCUUGCUGACGGCAACCAUGGUGAACAGCAGACGCAGAACGUCGGGCACGAAGACGACUGGAUAACAGAGGAGUCCCGCCGAGAUGUCAGCACAAUGUCGCCAGUUGAAGGUUACGCUGAAUUGAGUGGUGAGUCAGUCCUGGUGCAUGCACCGACGACCGUACUGUCAACGAGUCUGCCGGCAUUUGACUCUGUCCCAAGGAGAUGGACAAGCAUGCUAGCUGCCAUGCCUCAGCCUGUCAAACGGGGGAUUGAUAUAGUUCGCAAGGCAUCUGUACGCACAGUCCGUUCACACCGAAGCAAUGUCAGCGUGAUUGAACCCCUGAACAGCACUCGGAUGAGCUCGCAGACACCUCGGCUGGGUCCUGUGCCUCAGCUUGCACCUCCAGAAUUUGGGCCACCAUUGACAUCCUCUGACAUCAAUCUCAGUCUUCACUUUCCCGAUCCUCCCCAGGUCUUCCGACCACCGUUGCGUCAGGUCCAAAGUUUCUUCUCUGAUGACAGCUCAGCUCAGACAUCGAGGGUGCACCCCUGGAAACGAUUUGACCUGCAUAGCCUCAGGAGUGGGUUGACAAGGUCAUCCGGUGUACUGGGGGCCAAACACAAUGGUGGUCAGCAUAUAAACGGCCUCAAGCUCAGCCAUUCAUGCCAGAUGAAAGGACAGAGCUCCUUUGAAUAUUCUCGAUCACCACUAGGAGACGCCAUGCCCACGGCUGAGUCUGCAGCCAAGAAAAAAAAAGUGAUCGACAGGUUCAAGGAUUGGUGGAAACGACAGUGCAUGCAGAAAACCCUGUCCAUGAUGAAAAAGAAGAACGGCAGAAAUGUGCGCAACGGAGCUCUUGUAUAGGACACGAUCUCUGGCUUCUGGCGGAAGGUUGGCAGUUUUUGCUGUGGAAAGGGGUGCUUUGCGAGGAGGGGCGAAUCAGGCACCUGGGGGCCGGAGGACUAUGAGCGAUAUCCAAUGUGACAGCAGGUAUUCUCUGCGCAAAUAUACAGUAUCAACGAGACAAAGACAUAGACCAGAAUCUGCAAGAAAGUCCUCUUCA